Messenger RNA from Engraulis encrasicolus (European anchovy), 957 nucleotides. It is a transcript of the gene uqcc4, whose product is annotated as ubiquinol-cytochrome-c reductase complex assembly factor 4. NCBI's taxonomy places the organism in Eukaryota, Metazoa, Chordata, Actinopteri, Clupeiformes, Engraulidae. The transcript is spliced from 3 exons. Bases 180 to 611 code for a protein of 143 amino acids. The record is from RefSeq and is a predicted model, not a curated record.
CAAUUUAUUGACCAGCAGAGGGCGGAUUUUCCUUAUUCAAUUUUUGACAUUACGAAAGGAAGGAACCAUUGAGGUAGUUGCCCUUGUUUUGGGCGGAUGUUAUAUAGUGAUACACCAAGCAUGUUACAUGACCUGCAAAGUCUGUGGUACCGACUGAGAUGGAAUGAGAGGACCUCAACAUGUCAACAACUGGACAGCGUCUUUUCUGCCUUCUGGCCCGUUAUCAAACAUGUCGAGGGAUUUUUAUCAAUGGAAAUCACACAAUGUCGAGUCACCCCGUUCCAGCGCGUACGCUGUCGGCAUCCCAGAGCCUGUUGGCAAAGAAGCCAGUCGUUGAUGAUGACGAGGAAACAAAUCAACCCAUCAAGUUUACCACCAGCAAAGCCAGCCACCGGAGUUGGAGCGUGGAUCGCUCCCUCGGAAGCACCUAUCAGCGACCAUGGUGGAGAGUUUUGCCAUUUAGUGUAGUGGGCGUUGGAUUCGUAGUCUGGUGCUUCUGGAGGAGCGAAACAGAGGUUGACCAGAUUCUGGAAAAGGAGCUGUACGACCACAUACCUGGCUUGCUAGCUAACGAGGAGGAAGAAGAAGAGGAAGCCGGACAAACGAGAUGAUGAACAGGGAAAAUGACUUUUUUUUGCGCAGCUUUUAUCACUGAUAUGAUGACAAAUAUUUAUUUUUCUUUUGAUGAAAGUUAAAUGGAUGCAUUGCUCUGAUUUCUACAAGUGUCUAUGAAGGUGGUGAUGGCCGUCCAAGUGUCUCGACUGCAGCAGUGAACUGGUGGCAAAAUGAAAGUGAGGCUUGCGUUAUGCAAGAUUACAACUGUAUGUAUGUGUUUGAUUCACACAAUAUUGUCUCGCUGAUGAGGCCAGAAGCCGGUAGCCUACAACGGUUUCAUUUCCACGGACGUCUGUUGAUGUACAUAUGCCAUGGUUGAAUUAAACUUACUGUUGGAGUUGA